AUGUCGACAACUGCUUAUCGAAGUACCCAUUCUUCAAGAUCAUUUACACGGCAACAUAUUCGAACAUCAUCAACAAAUACUAUUCUUCCAACCAUGACAAACGACCAUACACGAUUUCAAUCGCAAAAGAAUGCUAUUCCUCCACCGGUGCCACGCAUACGUGCAUCAUUAUCAACUAAUUCAAUAAAUUCAUCAAAAACUUCAUCGCCCAUAAAUGCAUCUCCAUCCCUUCCAUCUGAAUCAUUAUCAUCCUCAAAUGCUUCAAAUGAAAGUCCAACAAGUAGAACCUCUAAACAAACCUAUACAUUUAGUAAUCCACCACGUGAACUACAGCGACAAUCGAUACAAAAUAUGAAAUAUCUGCGACAAAAUCAUUUACGUCAACGUGUUUCAUCAGCACCGGAUGAAAAUUCAUUUCAAACCUCUCCACGUUCAAUUAUAAAUCAACAAAAACCAUCAUCAGCCAAUGAAUCAUUUACACCACGUUCACAUGAUGGUCAUCAUAUUCCACCAUUACCAAGAAAUCAUUUAUUAAAACGCGAUGAGCAACAAAAAAGUUCAUUAAAUGCUUUAAUUAAAGAACAAGAACGAUCAAAAGUUCCUAAAGCUGUACAAAAACGACGUAUUAUUUUACUUUUUCGUCGUUUGCCAACAUCAACAUCCCCAUUAAUAUCACCCAGACAAUUACAAAAUACUUCACCAAUUAAGCCAGAUAUUAUUUCAAAUCACGCUCGUCAACAAGACAAGAAAACUAAUGAUGAAAUUCAAUAUUUCACAAAUAAUAUUACAACAUUUCCUUCCUCAGACUCCUCCAUCAACGAUCCAUUUCAUGGUUUUGAUCAAGCUGAAAUAGCUGAUUCAAAACAAAUAGCUGCUAUACUUGCUAAUAUACAAUCAUUGGACGAAUGGAUUCCAAAUAGAUCCGAUAAUGGAGCUUCUCCACGGUAUCAACAAAAAGCUUUUGAUCCAACAAAAUAUGAAUAUGUUGCGAAAAAUUCUUUUGAUACAACAACAUUUAAACUUUCACCACGAACGCUAAAACCAGACGAAGAUCUAGCAGCACGCUCACGAUUUUCAGUAAAUUAUCGUUAUGAAAUGCUUUCAAGUGCUAAUGCACAAAUACCACCAUUGAUGGCAUCAAUUGUUACUGAAAAUAACAAUACGAUUGGAGGUGGUACUGUUUGUGAAAAGACUUUCACAUUUAGGUUGAAUUCGACAAUGACCAUGAAAAAGCAAAGUUCAUUUGAUGAUACUGAACCGGUAACAUCUACUAGUGAUGGCGAACAAGUUCAAUUAUGUUUCGAUGAAAUACUUAAAUGCUUUUAUGAUCCUAACACAGGCACAUAUUAUGAAUUGACGUCUGCGUGA
Messenger RNA from Rotaria socialis, 1368 nucleotides. NCBI's taxonomy places the organism in Eukaryota, Metazoa, Rotifera, Eurotatoria, Philodinida, Philodinidae. The record is from the annotation of a GenBank genome assembly.